Molecule: messenger RNA, 2302 nt
Organism: Vitrella brassicaformis
Lineage: Eukaryota; Vitrellaceae
Source: the annotation of a GenBank genome assembly
UUAUGGCGGCAGCGGCGGCUGUGCGUGUGGCCAUCGUCUUUGCUCUCUCUCCUUCUCUUUCUCCUUCUCCUCCACAAUUGCGCCCUUCCAUGAGCGCAUGCAGGCCGGCGUGCCUUCCAUGAUGGGCAUGCCGCUGCAGAUGCGGCGGGUCGUCUCGCUGGACUGCUCGGUGCUCGGACAAGUAACCUUUGGGGCCUUCUUCCUACUGAGAGUCGACCCCUUCAGCAUCCGCGCGGAGGAAUAGAAGAAAUCGACGCCAAAAUAUAAAAUGAAGGCAGCAAUUGGUCGCCUAACACAGAGACACAGAUACCCACAUACAGAAACAACAUCAGUCACACACAUCACAUACAGGGUGGGAACAUGAACACAUGGAUGUGUGCGUGCGUUGAGUGUCUCUGUUGUCCUCACCGAGAGGUAGUGGUCGAUGUGGGCGUAGGCCUCUCCCGCUGCGAUGCGGGCAGCCAACUCGUGGCUGUUGAUGAGGCGGUGGCGGCUACGGCUGCGAAUCGAGUCGACAUCGGCCCAGUAACCCCGCUCCAACGGCACUGUGGGCACCCAGUGGGGAUGGAGUGGCCGUCGGCGAGCAGCUCCACACGCUCCUGGAAUAUCACGCCCCUCACACGCCCACCCAUGGCCGUCAGUGUCUGCAGCCGCCCCGCCACCCCGUUGCCGCGCACCUGCAGGUGGACAGACAACGGCAAGACACAUGACACAUACGUGUAUGUUGCCCAAUACAUCAUGCGUGUGAUGGUGUCUUCCUGCUCUCCCCGAGUCCCUUCUCCCUCCCUCACUUCAGCCAGGAACAGGGCGGAUGAGUUUUCGGCGUGGCGGUUGAUCCACGUGUGUAUGUCGAGGUUGUUCAGGUUCUCGUAGUAGUCCACACUCAGGGGGCUCGCCUGGACCUUGCGGCCGUCGCCGUGCCUGUAGGCGGCAUUGGGGAGCGCUGGGCGCCCGUCCUCCCGUGGUGGUAGCAGCGACUGCAGGUCGUACAUGCCGCUUUUGGUGUCAAACCACGGCCGAUACCUCUGGUGCGGGAUGGAGCCCUGAGGGAGCUGCUCGAACCACCUCAGGGUACGCAGCGGUGCGCGUCGACUGCCGAUGAUAAGCCUGUUGCCGUCGAACACGUGGUCGGGGCGUGUGGGGUCGACGCGGCAUGCAGUUGCAGCGCCUCGUACGUAGUCACUGAAACACACAGACACAAAAACAGACAUACACGAAGGCAUACCAGCCAUGUCGCGACUAUCUGUCUGACUCUAUGUCGCUCCUUACGGUCGGGGAGUUGGUGCAUGCCCGCAGCAGCAGCAGCCGCAGGGCCGGCGCCCGGGGAGGGCGGCAGGAAGCCCAACCCCGCCAGGUUGUCCAAGUACACUGUACCGCCCGCUGCUGCCGGUGGCUGCUUGAGCACAAUGCGGGCGUGUGUGGCGAAGGUCUGCCGGGGGCGAGGUGGGGCGGAGUGGCGAAGGACUAUCUCGGCAUCACGACUGAUGGAACACAGAGGCAGCAAGCACGUGGUUUGUGUCUGUUGGCCUUGCUCGCCCCGUCCUGCUUGCCCUCGGUGAAGGGUGGGUGGUGUUCUCCUAGGUGGCACCGUCCUUGGGCAGCUCGUACUUGGCCGCUAUGUAGGCCGCGACUGCGGCAUCGAUGGCCAGGUCAUGCUCGUCCACCGCCCGCUUCUUCUGCUGCUCGCCACGCCGCCUGUUGAUGGCCUCCUCCCUCUUCUCGUUGGCGGCCUUGAGGGCCAUGCAGGCCUCGUACGCAUCCUCGACCUCCUGGCGUUUCUGGAUUCUGCGGCGGUAGGCCCCGCUGAUCUCAUGCAACUGCGAAUUGUGAUGCACAUGAACAUUGGAAGAGAGGCGGCACGAGAGGAAUGCAAAGCGCGUGGUGCCUUCCUUCCUCCCCUACCUACCUCGGCCAAAAGGUCCUCCUCCUUCCUCUGACGCACCAAACAUAUACAAUGCCCUUCUCAGUCUCGCCAAAACAAGAUCGUGGUGUGUAUACAAAUGGACGUGUGCAUCAGACACACCUGGUUCGGUCGUGGGGGUCUUCCCUUGUUCCAUGAGCCCACGUCGUCCUGCAGCUAGGCCAAAAUAUGUUCUCGGUGGCCGCCGGAGCGGCCAAGUAUGCGAAGGAAAAAAAGAGAAGAGAAGAGAAGAGGGGAGACAUGAACAAAUCUGUCUGAGAGCCUCUUUCACCUACGUACCUGCGGCGCCGCCGGGGAUAUCAGGCGGACAGUGGGAGGCCAGCGAAGGCAGAAAGAGGCAAGAGAGCAUGUGUGGCGCUGCAGAUGCGUUCAGCUGCACGA